UUUUUAGCAAUUUCUUGUCUUUCAUGUGUCGCAGGUUUAAUUGGCAAAAAUGACGUCCAUUAUCAAGCUGCACACCAUUUCCGGGGCGAUGGACGAGUCCCCGCCGUGCUACAUCCUCCAGAUAGACGAUGUGCGGAUUUUGCUCGACUGCGGAUGGGACGAGAAGUUCGACGCCAACUUCAUCAAGGAACUAAAGAGGCAGGUGCACACCCUGGAUGCAGUGCUGCUCUCCCACCCGGAUGCAUAUCACCUGGGCGCCUUGCCGUAUUUAGUGGGCAAACUGGGACUCAAUUGCCCCAUUUACGCCACAAUUCCCGUGUUCAAAAUGGGCCAAAUGUUCAUGUACGACCUGUACAUGUCGCACUUCAACAUGGGCGACUUUGAUCUGUUCUCCCUGGACGACGUGGACACGGCCUUCGAGAAGAUCACCCAGCUGAAGUACAACCAAACGGUUUCGCUGAAGGGCAAGGGCUAUGGCAUAUCCAUAACACCCCUGAAUGCAGGACACAUGAUAGGCGGAACCAUCUGGAAGAUCGUGAAGGUGGGCGAGGAGGAUAUAGUCUAUGCCACCGACUUCAAUCACAAGAAGGAGCGCCACUUAAGUGGCUGUGAGCUGGACAGGCUGCAGAGACCCUCGCUGCUCAUCACGGAUGCCUAUAAUGCACAAUAUCAGCAGGCCAGGCGAAGGGCUCGCGAUGAAAAGCUGAUGACCAACAUCCUGCAGACGGUGCGCAAUAAUGGCAAUGUUUUGAUAGCCGUCGAUACGGCAGGUCGUGUCCUGGAGUUGGCCCAUAUGUUGGAUCAGCUGUGGAAGAACAAGGAAUCGGGUCUAAUGGCCUAUUCAUUGGCCCUUCUAAACAACGUGAGCUAUAACGUCAUUGAGUUUGCCAAGUCACAGAUCGAAUGGAUGAGCGACAAGCUGACAAAAGCAUUCGAGGGAGCCCGCAACAAUCCCUUCCAGUUCAAGCACAUCCAGCUUUGCCAUUCGCUGGCGGAUGUCUACAAGCUGCCCGCCGGUCCAAAAGUGGUCCUGGCCAGCACUCCAGACUUGGAGAGCGGCUUCACGCGGGAUCUCUUUGUGCAAUGGGCCAGCAAUGCCAACAACAGCAUCAUCCUGACCACACGCACAUCGCCCGGCACUUUGGCCAUGGAACUGGUGGAGAACUGUACGCCGGGCAAGCAAAUCGAGUUGGAUGUCAGGCGGAGGGUUGAACUGGAGGGCGCCGAACUGGAGGAAUACAUUCGCACGCAGGGAGAGAAGCUCAAUCCCCUAAUCGUAAAGCCCGAUGUGGAGGAGGAGAGCAGUUCCGAGUCCGAGGACGACAUCGAAAUGAGCGUCAUUACGGGCAAGCACGACAUUGUCGUUCGGCCGGAGGGUCGUCAUCAUUCCGGCUUCUUCAAGUCCAACAAGCGACACCAUGUGAUGUUUCCGUAUCACGAGGAGAAGGUCAAGUACGAUGAGUACGGGGAGAUCAUCAAUCUGGACGAUUAUCGCAUCGCCGACACGGGCGGCUACGAUUUCGUGCCGAUGGAGGAGCAGAACAAGGAGAACGUGAAGAAGGAGGAACCGGGCGGGGGAGCAGAUCAACAGGCCAACGGCGGUCUCGGCGACAACGAUGUCCAGCUGCUGGAGAAGCCCACCAAGCUGAUAAACCAACGAAAAACCAUCGAAGUGAAUGCCCAGAUUCAGAGGAUCGAUUUCGAAGGUCGCUCUGAUGGAGAGUCCAUGCUGAAGAUUCUCUCCCAGCUGCGACCACGUCGGGUUAUUGUCAUCCAUGGGAAUGCGGAGGGCACCCAGGUGGUGGCCAGGCACUGCGAGCAGAAUGUGGGAGCGCGCGUUUUCACGCCGCAGAAGGGGGAGAUAAUCGACGUGACCACCGAGAUACACAUCUACCAGGUGCGCCUCACCGAAGGACUCGUCUCGCAGCUGCAGUUCCAAAAGGGCAAGGAUGCGGAGGUGGCCUGGGUGGACGGUCGCCUGGGCAUGCGCGUCAAGGCCAUCGAAGCACCCAUGGACGUUACCGUGGAGCAGGAUGCAGCCGUCCAGGAGGGCAAGACUUUGACCCUAGAGACGCUGGCUGAGGAUGAGAUUCCCGUCCACAACUCGGUACUUAUCAACGAGCUGAAGCUCUCGGACUUCAAGCAGAUUCUCAUGCGCAACAACAUCAACUCGGAGUUCUCCGGCGGCGUUCUGUGGUGCAGCAAUGGCACUUUGGCCCUGCGGCGCGUCGAUGCCGGCAAAGUGGCCAUGGAGGGCUGCUUGUCCGAGGAGUACUACAAGAUCAGGGAGCUGCUCUACGAGCAGUAUGCGAUCGUUUAAUAUUAAAGGUGGUUCUCUCUUAACAGUA
Drosophila takahashii is the source of this 2348-nucleotide messenger RNA. It is a transcript of the gene Cpsf100, whose product is annotated as cleavage and polyadenylation specificity factor subunit 2. Gene Ontology annotation, biological process: mRNA 3'-end processing by stem-loop binding and cleavage. Gene Ontology annotation, cellular component: mRNA cleavage and polyadenylation specificity factor complex. NCBI's taxonomy places the organism in Eukaryota, Metazoa, Arthropoda, Insecta, Diptera, Drosophilidae. Gene Ontology annotation, molecular function: RNA binding. The record is from RefSeq and is a predicted model, not a curated record.